AUGUCCUUGAACACCCUCCCGGCUGAGCUUCUGGAUCAGAUCAUCUCCGAUCUCUCGUCUUUACCUCCUUCUCUGGCCAAGGUCCACCGAACCCCUUGUACGCGUCUCACCGCGUCCAGAAGUAGGGAUCUAAAGAGUCUCUCGCGCACCUCUUGGCGACUUCUGGAGCUAGUGAGGCCGCAGCUCUUUGCUCACGCAUGCUUCAAUAUCAAGGAUGUUGCGGGUUUUCUCUCGUUCAUCUCAAGGUUAAACCUUGGUCGCUAUGUAAUGUCCAUCGUGGCUAAGGGGAUGGAUUCCGCCGAUAAUCGAGAGGAUCCUUUCUGGUGGCGCCAGGUCCUCAAUUGUCUCGAUCCGCUGCGGAUCACUGUGAUUGCACCCCCUCCGUUCCUGGCUGCGAUGCUGGAGACGCCGAUUCUGGAAGAACACAGUUGGGCAUUCGAGGUGCCCUUCCAGAUUCUACAGUUAGAACAGGCAUCGCGCGUCUGUGAUCCUCCUUUAGCCUUAACCAAGCAAUCGGCCGGUCUGCUGGACGCUCGGGCAUGGUCCUCCUUGGACUUCAACGAGUCCUCCUCACUCAAAGCGUACCAUCACUAUGAGUAUUUCCUUUUUCAGAUCCCCUCCCUGUUCACUAUGUGGGGGACCGUGGCUGCCAGGCGGACAUUCUCAGAUACUAUACCUUUUCUCCGCUCGUUUAUGUCUUUGACGUCGCUCAGAUAUACGGCAGUAUUUCCAACCUAUAAUCAUGUCCAGCAAGUAUUGGAUGCCCUUGAAAUGAUGACGAACUUAAGGUCAUUCAGCAUUCAGCUUGCCCCUUCUCCAACUGAUAAGACCACGGAGCUGGAGCAAAGAGGCUCUAUGGACCCCAGCGAUCCGUGGAUGGAGAUCACUACAGGUUAUUCACUUGUUGCGCACGCUGUCAAAGACCUGGGGGACAGAGCCAGUCUCGUCGAGUUCCAUACGUCUGAUUAUGACUCGGAAGCUCUGCGCUCAGAAUUGUCCCCUGUCCUAGGCGAUGUAUUGAACAACAGUGGAUGGGUCCAUGAUGGACACUGCGCCUGGACCAAGACAUUGACAAAAGUAGCUGAGCCUGCUGUUCCAAUCCUAGCUCACACCUUGCUAUCUCAUGGUCCUUCAGCAGCCGAGAGUCCAGGACUUGAACAAAAUCAGUCACACACUGUGACGCGAGACUGGAACCUCUUAGAUGAUGUGAGAAAUGGCCUCCAGGAUAAUCCAGCGGGGGUAUUCAGAAGCGGUACUGUGAUUGGGUUCUCUCGGCUCAGAGACAUACAAAAGGAGGACUGCGAGGACGACGAGUACAUCGGCCAGCUCCCCCGACACCUCCUCACCACCCAUCUCCGCCACUGCCACUCAACAAACACCCCCACCAAAACAUACAUAAUCCACCCGAUCACCUUCAACGCCUUUGCCCCAAAACGCCUCCUCGCAUCUCUACUCAACGCCUCCCACCACCCCACCCUCUCCCGAGACGAGGCAAUCUCACAACUCGACUCCGUCGAAAUCUUCCCCGUCUACGACUUCCAAGCCGCCGCAGGCGCAAUCAACCUGAUCUCCGACUCCAUAGGCCCCACCCCAUCCCCAUCCCCAUCAUCACCAUCACAUCCAACCCUCAUCAUCAUCGCAGGCCUCGACACCCUCGCCGAGGGCGUCAUCCGGGCGUCCAACGCCGUCAGAGGAGCAGCAAUGCUCACAUCCGUAUUACGGACCUUGACACAGCUGACUCGAAUGCACCUUUCAAGAUUCUCAGUCAUGUUAGUGAAUACUAGUGGUUUGGGAACUCUGACGGCCCAGUCUACUACACCCGGAAGGUAUACCGGGUCGCUGGCGCAGAUUGCGCAAGGCGAUGGGAUUUAUUCUGCGUUUCGGGGACAUGGGGGUGAUGUAUCGUUGUUUCCGAGUCUGUUGAUGAGAACGUUGGAUCAGGGGGUUGAUACCCAUCUUUUGAUAUCGAGUGUGGGACGGGUUUCGGUCGUGGAGGUGAUUAAGAAUCGGGUGGGUGGGCAUGUUGGGAGGUGGUGUGUUUUGGAAGGGAUGCGGUGA
Molecule: messenger RNA, 2058 nt
Organism: Aspergillus ibericus CBS 121593
Lineage: Eukaryota; Fungi; Ascomycota; Eurotiomycetes; Eurotiales; Aspergillaceae
Exons: 3
Coding region: 1-2058 (685 amino acids)
Source: RefSeq, a predicted model, not a curated record